Messenger RNA from Ectocarpus sp. CCAP 1310/34, 966 nucleotides. The record is from the annotation of a GenBank genome assembly. Lineage: Eukaryota; Phaeophyceae; Ectocarpales; Ectocarpaceae.
AUGGCGGAGCAAGACCUCGCGAGUCUUCUCGCCCCUCUCCCCCCCUCGCCCAUCGAAGGAAAUGCAGACGUGGACGCACGGGCGUGUACCGAGGGCGAGGACAACCAGUACAAGGAGGAAGUGUCCGCCACCCAAGCAAACCGCUUGUGGGACUUUCGGGGGCACGGUGGUUUCAAGCGAGAUUCAAGGGGGGUGCACAGGAGGGACUGGAUCAUGUCGGAAGAGGACCUCAAGGAUGAGCUCAUCAAGUGGAUGAGGACACAGAAGCGCCUUACGGUCAAGGACGUCCAGAACUACAUCAACCAGUGGCUCUUCGCGAGCGAGAUCGGGGAUUUAUCAACACUCCUUUCGUACCAGGUGAACCUUCCCGUGUCCAUGUCCACAACCCACUCCUGGAUGAUCGCGCUGGGGUGCAAGUACGAGCAGGCUACGAAGUCUUUCUACACGGACGGCCACGAGGAGAAGGUCGUGGUGGUGUACCGCGGCAAGUACAUCGACGUGAAGCGGAAGCUCGCCCUUCGGCAACCGUUGUGGGUGCGAGUUCAACGAGACACUCUGACACCGGAGGAGCUUCAGCGGCUUGACGGCAUCAAAGGUCCGGCGGAGGAUUUCUGCGCAGAGGACGAGAGUGUCUACAAGGUGUAUGCGCGCGAGGGCAAGGAGUGGGUUCUCCAAGGGGUACGCGGGAUACGGAAAAGAAACGAGGGCCCGGGAGAGAUGGUAUCUGCCUUUCAAGACGAGAGGCACGGCUUUGGCUUGCCUUUGACGGACGACGUGCUCCAGGCGGUGAACGCGCGUCGCAAGGAGAAGGGCAAGGAAGACCUGACACGAAGCCCUGACCUGCGGUUUCUCCAGCACGGGAAGAACAAGGAUGGAUACUGGGGAUACGACGAGUUCAAGGAACAGAUCGAGGACGUCUUGGACGUCUUGGACGUCUUUAGCGUUAUGCGUGACUUGAUGCCGUGA